Rhopilema esculentum is the source of this 1266-nucleotide messenger RNA. RefSeq names its product twinfilin-1. Gene Ontology annotation, cellular component: myofibril; actin filament; cytoplasm. NCBI's taxonomy places the organism in Eukaryota, Metazoa, Cnidaria, Scyphozoa, Rhizostomeae, Rhizostomatidae. Gene Ontology annotation, molecular function: actin monomer binding; actin filament binding. The record is from RefSeq and is a predicted model, not a curated record. Gene Ontology annotation, biological process: actin filament depolymerization; barbed-end actin filament capping; regulation of lamellipodium assembly.
UCGUUUGCAAAGUGAGGCAAAAGAUUCAAUUCAAUGUGGUGGAAUUUGCGGAAGUUGGGUUCAACGAAGGAAACGGGGUUGCCAGUAAAAUCCCAGGCUGUGGAAGGAAAAUCACCGUGAAAUCAUGUCACAUCAAACUGGCAUUAAAGCAAGUGACUCAUUGGUUAAAUUUUUUGCCACUGCUAAAGAUGGCAAUGUUAGAUGCAUGAAAAUUGCUAUAAAAGAUGAGGAGCUUGUGUUAGAUGAUUAUAAAGAACCCCAAGGGACUUUUGAAGAGGAUUAUGAUAACUGUGUUUCGCCUUUUCUACUGGAAAAUGAGCCAACCUAUGUCUUGUAUAGAAUGGACACAAAGAAUGACCAAGGAUAUCAAUGGCUCUUUAUUGCAUAUUCCCCAGAUUUUUCAAAGGUUAGAGAUAAAAUGAUGUAUGCAGGAACAAGAGCCACAUUAAAAAUGGACUUUGGAAAUGGACAUAUAAGUGAUGAAAUUUUUGCAACACACUCUUCAGAUGCUUCGUUAGCUGGUUAUAAAAAGCACAUUGUAUCUAAGAAUGCUGACGCGCCUCUUACUGAUGCAGAAAUGGAAUUAAAAGAGAUGAAGAAAAACGAGCAUCAUAGGCAACACGGAGUUUCGUCAAAGCAUGUGACCCUACCUGGUAUUAAUUUCCCAAUGGACGAUGAUGCAAUUGAGAAGUUAGAAGAACUUAGAGAUAAUCAAAUAAUGUAUGUUCAACUGAAAAUUGACAUUGAAAAAGAAGAAAUUCUUCUUGCAAAAUCUGAAGCCGAGCUUUCGGUAGAAAGUCUUCCUGCAAACGUACCUACAGACGAAGCAAGAUAUCACUUCUUCUUGUUCAAGCAUACACACGAAGGGGACUACUUGGAAUCGAUCGUUUUCAUCUACUCAAUGCCGGGCUACUCUUGUUCUGUGAAGGAGCGGAUGUUAUAUUCUUCAUGUAAGGCAUCUGUCAUCGCACUUUGUGAACAAUAUCUGAAAAUGGAAAUCCCAAGAAAGGUUGAAAUAUCUGACGGCAGUGAACUGUCAGAAGAGUUCCUUCAAGAUGAACUUCACCCAAAGAAAAUUCUUCACCAACCUAAAUUCGCAAAACCGAAGCCUCCUCCUGGUCGCGGAGCAAAGCGGAUGACAAAAGGAGACAAUAACACAUGAAUUUUACUGAUUCACAAUUCUUGUAAAAACUCAGAUAAUACCAUGAUUUUAUACCUAAUUAAUGUUUUUUCAAUCAGUUAAUAUCAAGUUGACACCACACAUUA